Molecule: messenger RNA, 3360 nt
Organism: Xyrauchen texanus (razorback sucker)
Lineage: Eukaryota; Metazoa; Chordata; Actinopteri; Cypriniformes; Catostomidae
Product: dol-P-Man:Man(5)GlcNAc(2)-PP-Dol alpha-1,3-mannosyltransferase-like
Cellular component (GO): endoplasmic reticulum
Molecular function (GO): dol-P-Man:Man(5)GlcNAc(2)-PP-Dol alpha-1,3-mannosyltransferase activity
Source: RefSeq, a predicted model, not a curated record
AUGGCGGGAGGCAAGAAUAAAUCCUCUACUGCACCGUCAGGACUUCAAAAACACAUGUUGAUAUUCAAAACCGAGUACACGGUUUUUGUUACGGUUGUGCUAUGGUUCUUGGAAAUUGGGAUCAACAUAUGGGUGAUCCAAAAAGUUGCAUGUGAUUUUAUUGUGUGUUCAUACACAGAGAUUGGCUGGAAAGCCUACAUGGAUGAGGUGGAAGGUGUUAUCAACGGCACAUACGACUACACCCUGCUGAAGGGCGACACGGGGCCUCUGGUGUAUCCAGCUGGCUUUGUGUACAUAUUCACUGCGCUGUAUCAUAUCACUGACCAUGGACAAAAUAUUCGUCUGGGCCAGUACCUGUUCGCUGUCUUCUACCUCAUCACUCUGCUGCUCGUUUUCCGCAUUUACCAUCGCACCAAAAAGGUUCCACCCUACGUGUUUUUCUUCGUCUGCUGUGCUUCAUAUAGGAUUCACUCCAUUUUUGUAUUGCGUCUCUUUAAUGAUCCACUGGCCAUGAUGCUGCUGUUUGGAGCCAUCAAUCUCUUCCUGGAUGGUCGCUGGAAUUUGGGAUGCGCCUUCUACAGUUUAGCUGUGUCUGUGAAGAUGAAUGUUCUGCUCUUCGCUCCGGGUCUGCUCUUCCUCCUCCUGUGUGAGUUUGGUCUGUGGAAAACUCUCCCCAGACUAGUUCUCUGUGCUCUCAUACAGCUGUUGUUAGGAUUUCCAUUCCUCCUGGUGAAUCCUGGCGGUUAUGUUAGCCGGGCCUUUGACCUGGGCAGGCAGUUUCUGUUUAAGUGGACAGUGAACUGGCGUUUUCUCCCCGAGGAGGUGUUUUUGAGUCGAUACUUUCACCUGGCACUGCUUCUGGCUCAUAUUACCACGUUGAUUCUGUUCGCACUGAAGAGAUGGAAGAGGUCUGGGAACAGUAUUUGGUCCAUUUUAAAGGAUCCUUCUGAGAGAAAAGAGACUGUACAGAAGCUCAAUGCUGAUCAGACAGUUCUGGUUCUGUUCACCUCUAACUUCAUUGGAAUGUGCUUCAGUAGAUCUCUGCAUUAUCAGUUUUAUGUGUGGUACUUCCAUACACUCCCCUAUCUGCUGUGGAGUGGAGGAGUUAAGAAGCUUGCUCACCUGCUCAGAGUGUUGAUUCUGGGUCUGAUAGAGCUGUCCUGGAACACGUUUCCCUCCACCAACUACAGCUCUCUCUCACUGCACAUUUGCCAUUUCAUCAUCCUGCUUUGCUUGUGGAUCAACCCUUCCCCUGCUCUUCCGGCUCACGGGUCUGAGAACAAGGCUAAACGCCACUGAACACUGGUCCAAUCAGUGUGCUCGCUGUGUGGGAUGAUCCCUGGCCUCCACCCCCUGUCUCUUUUCUGACUCCUGGAGCCACUGGUCCCCUGUUCCAAAACUUGUGUGACAAACAGGGGUCAUCCCAGGCAAGAAAGGGUUGAGACUGUGAUGCUCAAAUGGGAUCAGUGUGGUUUGUUCACGGAUGCAGGAUACAGUUAACAUAUUUGAGGAACAGAGAGAGUUUACAAUGUUUCUGAGGAUUCUUAAGGACUAAUGCUCAGUCUGGGAUAUCGGAGCGGGAUUUAUUUGUCAUUGUUACAUAGCAUUUUAAAUCGGUUGACCUGUUGAGAUUUACAGACUCCAUAGAUGUGUUGUCAGCCCAUGGACACAUUAUUGACAGGACUGUUUAUUGGUACAAAGGCCUAAGAUAAUGUAAAAAUGUUUCAAGUGUGACAUUAAGCUUAUGGAUUGAUUAUAUCAUUGAUUUUGUUCUUUGUCUUAUUUCAAGUUAUUCAGGGAAUUUGUUUCCAUUUGAAUAUUGAUUUCCCAACCAUGCACAGUGACUGUAAGCUUAAAGGUAUAGCUCACCCAAAAAUUAAAUUUCUCCCAUUAUGAAUGCUUUUUCAUGUUGUUCCAAACCUUUAUGACGUUCUUUCUCCUGUGGAACACAAAAAGAUGUUAGGUACCAUUCACGUUCAUUGCACCAUUUUUUGCAUACAGUGAAUGUUCUGCCUAACAUGUACUUUUGUGUUCAACAGAAGAAAUUAAUAUGGUUUUGGAACGACAUGAGAGGGAGUAAAUGAUGAGAGAAUAUCUCUUCAACAAGUUCACUAGAGUUUACUGUAGGAAUCAAUAACAAAGGAAUAGCAUAGAUCUGCUUUUCCAUUUCUUCCAAGUUUGAGACACCCAUGAACUUCUCAAGUUUUUUUUAGUAGUUACUGAGUUUGUUUACUGCCUUUGUUCUUUUACUUGUAUUGUGUUCAGUAUGUUUUUCUGAAUGGCUUCAUCGUUUUUUUUUUUUUGCUAUCCAUGUUAAUGUGAAUUAUAACAUUUUCUCUGAAUCUGAGCAUGGUUGAGACAAACCCGUUUGUCACAGGACAGCUCAUAGUAUAAGAGGCCUGAUUUCAGGAACUUCGUUUUGACUAAAUGUGUCAUGGAAGGGAUAGUUCACCCAAAAAGAACAAAUUCUCUCAUUUACUCGCACUCAUGCCAUCCUAUAUGUGUAUGACUUUCUUUCUUCUGCAGAACUCAAACAAAUUUUUUUUUGAAGAAUAUCUCCGCUCUUUUGAUCCAUUCAGUGCAAGUGAAUGGUGGCCAGAACUUUGAAGCUCCAAAAAGGGCAUAAAGGCAGCAUAAAAGGAAUCCAUACAACUCCAGUGGUUAAACCUAUGUCUUCAGAAGUGAUAUGAUAGGUGGAGUGAGUAACAGAUCAAUAGCGAAGUCCCUUUUUACGAAAAUCCCCACUUUGACUUUUUGGCGACUCAAAUUCUUUGUGCAUAUCACCACCUGCUGGGCAGGGAGAAUCAUUUAUUGUAAAAAAGGACUUGGAAAUAUUGAUCUGUUUCUCACCCACACCUGUCAUAUAUCUUCUGAAGACAUUAAUUAAACCACUGGAGUUGUAUGGAUUACUUUUAUGCUGCCUUUAUGUCCUUUAGCUUCAAAGAUCUGGCCACCAUUUACUUCCAUUAAAUGGACCAACAGAGCUGAGAUAUUCUUAAAAAAAAAAAAACUUGUUUGUGUUCUGCAGAAGAAAGUGAGUAAAUAUGAGAAUUAAAAAUUUUGAGUGAACUAUUCCUUUAAUUUAUUUUGGUUUUAUAUGGCAGUAUAGUGGAAAAUGAAAUGGAGUACUCCAGUACUUAAUUUUUGGGGUGCGAUUUUAUUAAAUGACUGAUCUGAUUAUCUUUUAUUUGCAGUUGGUUUUUUGUUAUUUUUGCAUGAUGUCCAUUUGCUUAAUUCAAUUAAUAAUUAUAAUGCAACCGCUGUCCAUGGUGUUAUUUCAUUUUUAGGGUAUUAAAAUGUCUCCACAGCUAGAAAAAUGUAUCUUAAAACCUGAAGGCAGUGUCAAUGAAAUGGAAUCAU